Messenger RNA from Microthlaspi erraticum, 2292 nucleotides. NCBI's taxonomy places the organism in Eukaryota, Viridiplantae, Streptophyta, Magnoliopsida, Brassicales, Brassicaceae. The record is from the annotation of a GenBank genome assembly.
AUGACGGGAGAGUUACAAGAGACGGUGGAUAAAACGGCGCCGUGUGCGGCCAUAACUGAGAAACGGCCAAAUCGACUCGGCGGUUGUGUCGGCGUUUUCUUCCAGCUCUUCGAUUGGAACCGGCGUUUCGCCAAAAGGAAGCUCUUUUCUCGCAAAUCACUUCUUAAUGGGAAACAAGCUUCUAAGAGAUUUGGAGGGAAUGAGAAAAUGCUCAAAUCUAAGCUUAAUCUGAUUGAUGAUGAGAACAGAGGAAGUUUCGUAAACCGUGGUGAAGUCGUAAAGCAUGAAAUGAGAUCUCCUAGUUUAGUAGCACGUUUAAUGGGUCUUGAAUCAAUGCCAUCUAAUCACAGAGACAAAGCGAAGAAGAAGAAGACGAAAUGCAAUCUCAUUGAUGAAGAAGACGAAGAAGAUGAUAAUGGUUUUGAUAAGUCAAGGCCACAGAAGAUGCAGAGAACAACAGGAACGUGUGAUAGGCGUGUUGUUGUGAAGAAGCUUGGAUCUGAUGCAUUGCAGAUUAAGAACGUUUUGACUAGAGUAAAGAAACAUCAUCAGUACAAUAGUCAUCAACAUCAUCAUCAGCAUCAGAAGAAGCUAGCUUCUCCUGUUCAAAGCCCUAGGCUUCUUCAUAGACGUACAAGUAGCUCUAGGUUGAUUGAUGCUGCUACUAGGAUUCUUGAACCGGGGAAGCAGCGAAAGAUCGCUUAUCAUCCCGGUUCUUCCGGGAUUAGAAGUUGCGAAAACGCCGGGAAAGAGCCAGUGGAAAUUGUUGCUGCUGCUGCUUCUUGUAAAGCUUGUGGUAGCUUUGUUGAUGUUCUUGGCUCUGUUCCAGUAGCUGAAGAGAUUGGAAAGAACAUCGAAUCAACGCCUUUUGAAAGGAGUAAAAGAAAUGUGUUUUGGAGAAAUCAAGAACCUCCAAGAACAACGAAUCAGAUGGAGAAGAAGGCUUUACACCGUGUUCAGAAGGAUGAGAGGUUUCCUCCGGAAGCUAGAGCUUACAUGUUACAGAGCAAAAGAGUUUGUUCUUCGUCUUCUACUUCACCUGCGAAUGUUAUCAAGUGUAAAGAGAAGGACUUUAUAGCAAUGAAUAGAGGCUUAACGAGGAGGAAUCAUCAUCACUUGGCUAGAUUUGAGAACUCUGAUUUGAGAAAGUCUCAGAGUAGAGCUGAGGAGUCUUGUAAUAGAUCAGGAUUAAGCACUACGACUACUCCACCAAGGAAGAGAAGGCUAGCUUGUGGAAGUGGAAGUAGCUCUAUGAGUCCACCAGUGUCAAGAAGAGUAGAUGGUGAAUGCUCUUGUGAUUGUAGCAAUGAAACUCCAUUGAAACUUGGUUCUCUUCCUCAUAGAAGUUAUAGAGAAUCCAAAGAACCUCAACGCCGUCCAAAUCAGAAAAGACUACCACUUGACGCAGCUACUCUGGGUUUGAUUCAGCAGAAGUUGAAAAAACUUGCUGCUCAAGAAGAAGAUGAAGCCAUAACAAGAGGAAGUGCGUUGCUAAAUCAGUCAUCAGCGUCUUUGAUUCUCCAUGAGUUACUUUCUUCUUUAGCUUUGGAGCAACGUUACACAGAAACAGCUUACCGGAGGAAAGGCAAAACAGAGUUGUGGAAUAGUGAUUACACUAGCCCUGGUUCUGUUCUUGAUGCAUCUUUCUCUAACGAGAGCUGCUUUUCCAAUAGCUUUGACAACAUCUCAGUUCCAGGACAUGUGAGGCUGCUUCCUCUAGAGCCUGAUUGGGACGUUCUUGAAGAUGGUGGUGGUGGUAACUAUCAAGCGAUCGCUAGUCUUGUAAGCCAUGUCUUCAACGUCCUGCGAUGUUUGAGCAACACAGGACUCAUACUAACACAGCAGAGAUUCAACGUUGCAAGAGAAGUCAUCAUCAACACCGAGCUAUUGGUUGGUACUAGUCCUACACAAGAGAACAACUACCUCAUCGGACCAGAGCUCUUCGACGAGCUCAUGAUCUACACGGCGCGUUCUGAUAAUCUUGUGAACCUCCCUGGAGUCACCGGAGGGUUCUUGGUUGAUGCUAUGAUCGAACACUUGGAAGAGAGAAACAGUUCUUGCGGAUUGUUGUUGAAGCAGCCUUUGAGUGUGGAAGCUGAUGGGUUGAUUCAAGGUGUGAUUGAGGAUGUUCCAAAGUGGGCUAAGUUGGCUCGGAUUGGUGUUGAUGAAGUUGUGAGUAUUGAGAUGGAGAAAUGGUUUGAUCUUGAAGCUCAUUUGUUUGGUGUUGGAUCAGAGAUUGCUUAUGAGAUCUUUAUGUUUUUGCUCGGAGAAUUAGCAAUGGAUCUCUUUUAG